GCUCACGUGGUAAAACACACAGUCCCCGUGGUCCACAACUUGAUCGUGACAUUGAUAUUGCAUUGACAUGAUAUUGAUGCCUAUAAACAGUUGGCCUUUAGAGCUACAUUAGACUACAUCUAUCGUCAGUUGUCUAGUACAGUGUGAUCAGCGGACAGGGUGCUCUUGCAAAAUGGCUGAUCAACGUGUUGGAAUGAAGAGAUCUCGCAAUGUGGAGGAUGCUGACAGUCCAGAAACAAAGAGGGUCAACCAAGAAGAUGAUGUAGAUGAGACGUUUAUCAAGUUUCUACUGCCAGAAUUCGCCUGUGGAAUGAUCAUCGGCAAUGGAGGCUCAACUGUCACAAAGCUAAUGGCUGAGACUGGAACAGUUAUCAAGUUUUCUCCGGGACGUGAGUGUUACCCAGGCACCUCUGAGCGUGUAUGUAUCGUCACAGGGAAGAUAGAAGCAAUCUCUCAUGCCUUGCAAGUUGUCUUUGAUACUCUAGUGGCCACUACCCACCCACGAGGAGAGGAAAUUCUGGAGUCGUUAGGUAACUUCAAGAUGCUUGUGUCCAAUAUUGCCUCGGGCAUGGUCAUCGGUAAAUCAGGAAGUACAAUAAAGGCACUGAAGAGCGAAUACGGAGUAAACCUCCAGGUUAGCUCCAAAGACGAAAAUUCCCUACCCGAACGCACCCUGACAAUUACUGGAGAGAGACAUAGUGUGUUGAGUGUGACUUCACGGAUAUUACAGCACACUAUCGGAGACCCAGAAGCCUCAAAAUGGAAAAGACUAACUCGCUAUGGUAAAAAUUCCACUAAUCAAGCAAAUUGUGGCAACAGCUCGUUUGGAAAUGCUAUUGGGCUCGCUCCAUCUCGUUCACACUCCCAAUCCCCUCAAGGCAUCAUGGCGGCCCAUACCAAUUCCCAAUCUGCAGCUUCCCUCGGUUACGGUGCAGCUGCUGCUAUGCCCAAUAGCUCAGAUACUGGUGCCCAAUUCUUAGCCUUCCUUCAACAACAGCAACAGCAGGUCCAGGCUCAAAGUGUCUUCUCUGCCCUUCAGAAUCAGAAGGACAGUUUCUCCCAGGCUCAACUCUCAUACGCCUAUGCUCAGUCCCUUGCGGGUGUGUCUUCAUACUACUCCAAGUACAACCCGGUCUUGGUGGAUGGUGUUAACUUGCAAGUACCAGGGGCUACUGUUUCGACCAUGGAGAUGGCCAUUCCUGAGGUGAUGACCAGCAUGGUAGCCAAUGCGCAGACUAUUGCUGACAUUAAGCAAUCGACUGGCGUGAGGAUCGAGCUUACUGGGAAAGGAGAGUAUAUCCCCGGAACAUACAACCGAAAGCUCACAAUUGUGGGUCCAAUUUUGUCAGUCCAAUCAGCUCACAUGAUCUUUAUUCAAAAAAUUAUUGUGGAGCAAGAGAGGUUUCAGAAACAAGGCUUGCUCUAAUUGGACCGUCUUUAAUGAGGGCUCUCAUUUUGCAAUAUCCAGUAUUGGUACCCUAUCAUCGAUCAGUUCAUGCAAUCAGUCAAGUAUCAACAACAUGCUACGCAGCUUAGUAUUAAUUUAAUACCAAUCUUUUUUUGUUUUAUUCAAGUCACAUUCUAUUUGUACAUUGUUGUCUACAGAAUUAUGAUAAUGUUUUUGUCUUGAAUUAUUAAAUUCUCAACGUUUAUAAUUAACCCUGC
Messenger RNA from Halichondria panicea, 1665 nucleotides. RefSeq names its product RNA-binding protein Nova-2-like. The transcript has 4 exons. Gene Ontology annotation, cellular component: nucleus; cytoplasm. Gene Ontology annotation, molecular function: mRNA binding. Lineage: Eukaryota; Metazoa; Porifera; Demospongiae; Suberitida; Halichondriidae. The coding region runs from base 173 to 1426 and encodes 417 amino acids. The record is from RefSeq and is a predicted model, not a curated record. Gene Ontology annotation, biological process: regulation of alternative mRNA splicing, via spliceosome; mRNA splicing, via spliceosome.